Eurypyga helias (sunbittern) is the source of this 729-nucleotide messenger RNA. RefSeq names its product myelin protein zero-like 3 (gene MPZL3). Lineage: Eukaryota; Metazoa; Chordata; Aves; Eurypygiformes; Eurypygidae. The record is from RefSeq and is a predicted model, not a curated record. The transcript has 6 exons. The coding region runs from base 1 to 729 and encodes 242 amino acids. Gene Ontology annotation, cellular component: membrane.
AUGUCGCAGGCUGUACCGCUCUCGGGUGUCUGCAAUGCUUUUUCCCUGGAAAUUAAAGCCAGCCCUAAAGUGCGAGCUUUCAUUGGGGAACAGGUGUCGCUGAAAUGCUCAUUCAAAUCCAGUUCUCCCAUCACUGAGAGCCUGACGGUUGACUGGACGUACCGGCCCCUCACAGGUGGUCAGAUGGAGACAGUUUUUCAUUACCAGUCUGUUCCGUACCCAACAACAGUGGGAAGGUUCAAGGACAGGAUAUCCUGGGUUGGGAACGUCGCCAAGGGUGAUGCUUCCAUCGCUAUCCAAAGCCCGGUGACGAAUGACAAUGGGACGUUCAUCUGCAGCGUGAAGAAUCCUCCCGAUGUGUACCAUAACAUCCCCCAGACAACGCUGGUGGUUACGGAGAGGGGCCUCUCCUUCCAGCUGACUUCCGCCGUGCUGCUGUCCACUGUAGUGUUUCUCCCGUCCGUCGUCGUGGUCGUUCUGCUGUUGGUAAGGAUGGGAAGGAAAUGUGGAGUGCUACAGGAGAAAAAGAAGCCUGGCUGUAAGAAAUCCUCCAUCGAAGUGUCCGAUGAGCCUGAACGACCGGAGACAGACGGCUGCAUGAGGAAACUCAGAGACUGCUGUCUGAACUGCGUGGCUCCCAGCUGGGCUAGUGGCUGCCUUGAGAGGCUGAACAUCCGGGCAGCAAAGAUCGUGGCCCUCUCCGAAGAACUGAAGGAAGUCGUCUUCUGA